AUGAUAAAACUCACUCUAAAUGUUACUUUACCUGUUAGUAAAAAAAUCUACGUUGAGAAACUUAAAGAUCUUCGCCCAAUAUCUAUAUUACUGAUUUUAUCCAAAGUCUUAAAAAGGGUAGUAUUAAACCAGAUCACUAAAUUUGUAGACGAAAGUGAUGUUAUACCUAAGUAUCAAUCUGGAUUCCGAAGAGGAUACGGCACAGAGACAGCACUUCUUAAUAUAACAGAUGAUCUGACUGAGGCUUCUGAUAAAGUUCUUAGUAGUAUUAUGAUCCUGCUCGACUACUCGCGUGCCUUUGAUUGCCUCCUUCUCGAAUUAUUACUGCUAAAACUUCAGCACUAUGGUUUUUCAGCAGAUACUUGCCAA
This is a messenger RNA of Brenthis ino (lesser marbled fritillary), 369 nucleotides long. The record is from the annotation of a GenBank genome assembly. Lineage: Eukaryota; Metazoa; Arthropoda; Insecta; Lepidoptera; Nymphalidae.